AUGUUUCAAAAUAUUGAUACUUGUUUGGAGAAAUAUAUUCCACAGGAAGAAUUAAAUCAUGUGCAGAGGAUCUUGUAUGGAAAAAAAUUAGAGGAACUUCAACUGCCAGAGUCAUGUAUAAAUAAUGUAGAUAAUGUGGAAGUUAAAGGUUUUAAAUUUGAUAGUUUGACUGAAGAGUUACGAGAAAAACGGACUGUAAGAGUUGGAGUUAUUCAAAAUCAAAUUGUUCUUCCAACAACAGCUCCUUUAGUUGAACAACGUAACGCAAUUUAUCAAAAGAUAAGCAAGAUAAUAAAACUUGCGGCUGAAGCUAACGUGAAUGUGUUAUGCCUUCAAGAAGCCUGGCCUAUGCCCUUUGUGUUUUGUACACGAGAAAAAUUUCCAUGGUGCGAGUUUGCUGAAUCAGCUGAAACAGGGCCAACAACUUUGUUUCUAAAAGACAUCUGCAAACUGUACAACAUGGUUAUCGUAUCACCAAUUCUAGAACGUGAUGAACAAGAAGUGAUAUGGAAUACAGCUGUAGUCAUAGAUAACUUUGGCAAAGUAAUUGGAAAACAUAGAAAGAACCAUAUACCUCGAGUGGGUGAUUUUAAUGAGUCAACUUACUACAUGGAAGGAAACACGGGACAUCCCGUUUUUGAGACAGCUUUUGGUCGAAUUGCAAUCAAUAUUUGUUAUGGACGCCACCAUCCACUGAAUUGGUUGAUGUUUGGGUUAAAUGGGGCUGAAAUUGUUUUUAACCCUUCAGCUACAAUUGAUGGUCUAAGUGAGACACUUUGGGGAAUUGAGGCCAGAACAGCUGCAGUUGCCAAUAGUUAUUUUUCUUGUGCCAUCAACAGAGUGGGUACAGAAACUUUCCCGUCUGAGUUCACUAGCGGUGAUGGUAAACCAGCACAUAAAAAUUUUGGCCAUUUUUAUGGAUCGAGCUACAUUACAGCUCCUGACGGUUCAAGAACUCCUGGCCUUUCUAGGACUCGUGAUGGAUUGUUAAUUUCAGAAAUAGACUUGAAUCUUUGUAGACAAGUGAAAGAUCAUUGGGGUUUCCAAAUGACUCGAAGACUAGAUUUAUAUGCAGACUCGUUGGCAGACAUUGUAAACUCUAAGUAA
Molecule: messenger RNA, 1107 nt
Organism: Macrosiphum euphorbiae (potato aphid)
Lineage: Eukaryota; Metazoa; Arthropoda; Insecta; Hemiptera; Aphididae
Source: the annotation of a GenBank genome assembly